This is a messenger RNA of Raphanus sativus (radish), 1859 nucleotides long. RefSeq names its product putative WEB family protein At4g17210. The coding region runs from base 1 to 1524 and encodes 507 amino acids. The record is from RefSeq and is a predicted model, not a curated record. Lineage: Eukaryota; Viridiplantae; Streptophyta; Magnoliopsida; Brassicales; Brassicaceae. The transcript has 2 exons.
AUGGCGAAGAUGAGAGCGGAUGGUCCGGUGGGAGAGAUUGACACUCGUCCUCCCUUCCAAUCCGUUAGAGACGCCGUUAGUUUAUUCCGUCAAGUUAGCUUCUCUAAGCAACAACAACAACAACCGCGUCUCUCCUCCUCCUCCUCAUCGCAGGAGGUGUCUGAAAAAGAGACGCAGCUUCUGUUAGCAGAACAAGAAAUGGACAGAGUCCAGCUCUGUCUCGAUACCUCUGUCAAAGCCAAAGCAAAAGCUCUCUCUGAUCUCGACUCUGCUCAGCGAAACGCCUUUGACCUGAGGGCUAAACUAGAAGCCAUAAAACAAUCCAAAAACUCUGCCAUAUUAACCAAACACAAAAUGAACCAACGGUUAGAGCAGCUUCAAUCUCAAAACCGAGAAAAAGAGAGCGAGAGAGAGAGCUACAUUUUAGCCACCGCGGAGCUACUCAUGGCGAGGCAAAAGCUGGCGGAGAUAGAACAAGAGUUCAGCAUCUCCGUGGAAGAGAGGCUAGCAGAGCUUCAAAGGGCAGAGGAAGCAGAGUGUGCAUCAACGGUUAACUCCCAAAAGAUCAAAGACAUGACACGUGAGAUAUUCGAGAUGCGUGACGCUGCUGAGAGGUUGAAGUCAGGUGUUGAUAGGAUAAAAGAGGAAGAGGAAAAGAUCAACGAGGAGAGAGUGGACAUGGGAGAAACUUACGGGGAUAUGAAACGAGAGGCAGAGCAGAGGCUGGAGGAUCUGAGACGAGGUUGUGACACUGAGCUGAGGGAAGACAUAGAUGAGCUGGCUGAGAUAUCUGCGGUGAACGAGCUUUUAGAAGAGGAGAUCAAACUUGCUAGGGAGCUCAAAGAAGCCAAGAACGGGAUGGAUGAGGUUUUUCAUGAAGAAAGAUCAUACAAAAGCUUGGUGGGGUCUCUCACGGUGGAGUUGGAUGGUGUGCAGAGAGAGAACAGAGAUCUGAAGGAAAAGGAAAAAGAGAGAGAAGUAGAAUGGGUUGAAGCGAGUCGUAAGAUCGACCAAAUCAUGCGUGAAGCAGAGAGGAGAAGACAAGAAGCGGAAGAGGUGAGGAUGCACGUCGAUGAACUGAGGAGAGAAACAGAAGGAAGGCGUAGAGUGAUGUGUGAAGCAGUGAAGCAGCUGGAGAUAGUUGGAAGAGCCGUGGCGAAGGCGAAAACGGCGGAGAAGAGAGCUGUGGAAGAUAUGAGAGUGCUUACUGAUAAGAAGGAGAGUUUGACUCACGAUGAGCCUGAUAAGAAGAUUAGAAUAUCAUUGAAAGAGUACGAGGAGUUGAGAGGGAAGCAUGAAGAGUCAGAGAGAAUGGUUGAGUACAAGGCCAAAACGGUUGCUGCUCAGCUUGAAGAGAUCAACGAGAGCAGAGUAGAAGGGGAGGUGAUGUUGGAGGAGAAGAUGAAAGAGAUGGAAGAGGUAGAGUUGGCUAUUGAUGAUGCGUUGAGAAACGCAGAGAUUGCAGAGGAAGCACACUGCAUCGUUGAUGCUGAACUUAGAAAAUGGAAGCCGCAAGAGUUGUAGUAGAUGUUAUUGAUGUUUAGGUGAUUAGAGUACUAGAAUAUGUCCAUAUAUGUGUUUUGGGAUAAACUGAUAAUUACUUAGAGUUGUUCAUUAGUGCAUUAACACUGUAACAAGACUUGAAAGAUAGAUUUUCAAGGGCAUCUCUGUGUUUCUUCACGUUAGAAUGUGGAACUGGACAUUAUACCAUAAUGGAGAACCAAAUGCAUACAUGAUACAACCGUCAUUUCUCAGUUAAUUGUUUUUUUUUGUCAUCUGUUCAUUUCUCACUUUCAGAUUCCAUUUUGCAUAGUUUGAACGUAAACAUUUAGAAAAGGUUUAAAUGGGAUUUAAACCAU